UGUAAUAUGACGGAGGAAGUGGAAGUGGCUCGGCUGAACCUUGGUCUACCUGAGUUUUUAGUUUGCGUCUUGCAUUCCUAAAUCCGGACAGGAAGAGGAGAGGAAGACUUUAUUAUCAGGUCUGCUGCACGUGGAGCUCCAGCUGAAAAACACCCCAGAGCUUUAUCUCUGUGGUCCAGAGUGACUCCAUGGUAACAGAGAGUGACACCAUGGCAACAGGGAGUGACACCAUGGCAACAGAGGUGGCGCCCACAGACCUGGUCAAAGUGCUCCAUCUCCUGGUGCUCUCCUUCUCCUGGGGCAUGCAGCUCUGGGUCUCCUUCAUAGCAGGCUUUGCGUUGGUGCGGCAGGUGAGUCGGCACACCUUCGGCCUGGUGCAGAGUAAGCUCUUCCCGGUGUACUUCCACUGUCUGCUGGGCAGCAGCGCGGUCAGCCUGGCUGUGUACGCGGCCUACCACCCCAGGGAGCUGCUGGACUGGCCUCCAAGUCUACAGAUGGGUCUGUUCGUCGUGGCGCUGGUCACGGUCAGUCUGAACGCGCGCUGGUUGGGCCCGGCGGCCACGGAGGUGAUGAUCCAGCUCCUGGAGGUGGAGAAGGAGCACGGCCUCGGGGGCCAGAUCGGCCUGGGCAGCCAGACGGAGGCGUACGCCACGCUCAAAGAAAAGGACCCCAAGUACAGAGCCCGCAAACGCACGUUUGGCCGCUACCACGGGCUGUCCAGCCUCUGCAACCUGAUCGGGUUCCUCUGCACCACCACUAAUCUGAUCUACACAGCUCUGAAUUUAUCCAGCAUUUAGAGACGAGUAUGUCAUUAAUACUAGCGCUGGGAAUCCCCAGAGGUCUCACAAUACCAUAUCAUCACAAUACUUAUGUCACUAUAUGAUAUUAUUGCGAUUUUAAACAAUAUUCUGCUAUUUAUCGCAAUUUAUAACCUUUUUUCCAACUUCAAAUUGUUCCCAAUUUCAAAAUAUAUCCCCAAAAGGACAUUUUGUCAGCAUC
Sander lucioperca (pikeperch) is the source of this 999-nucleotide messenger RNA. RefSeq names its product transmembrane protein 205 (gene tmem205). The record is from RefSeq and is a predicted model, not a curated record. NCBI's taxonomy places the organism in Eukaryota, Metazoa, Chordata, Actinopteri, Perciformes, Percidae. Bases 189 to 797 code for a protein of 202 amino acids. The transcript has 4 exons.